Molecule: messenger RNA, 2480 nt
Organism: Bombina bombina (fire-bellied toad)
Lineage: Eukaryota; Metazoa; Chordata; Amphibia; Anura; Bombinatoridae
Gene: FANCG
Product: FA complementation group G
Exons: 15
Coding region: 141-2084 (647 amino acids)
Biological process (GO): interstrand cross-link repair
Cellular component (GO): Fanconi anaemia nuclear complex
Molecular function (GO): protein binding
Source: RefSeq, a predicted model, not a curated record
CAAAUAUGGUCACCAUAGUAUCGCGUGAUUUUGUCAAUCGAGCUGCUGUAAAGUUUUCAAAUAUUCUAAAAUGCUGGUUCGUGUCGAGUAUCAACGCCCGAGCCUCGUGACGUCAGUCUAAAGGUUUAAGUUACUGGAAAAUGGAGGAGAUUUCAGAAGCAAGGGAUCCUGGCGAUGGUGAUUGUUUGAGGUGGUGGACGGAAGAAAAUAAUGCUAUCCUCAGCCAGUGGCAGGAUUCAGGUUCUUCCAAGAACUCAUAUUUAGUGAGACAGAACCUACAGAAUUGCUACACUGAUUUGGACAAAUUGCUACAGAAAAUACAAGGUCUACCUGCCACAGUCUUCAGCCUCCCGCUGGAGUUAACUGUUCUGUAUAAUAUGAUGAUUUUCCAGCUCAACCUGACCAGUGGUUUUAGUGAAGAACACAUUGAACAGAUAGACAGAGCGCUAACCAGAGUGCUUGAAACUCAGCGUCUGGACAGAGAUAAAGCGAUGAGCAACUCUGCACUUUGGCAGAGGAUACUCUGUGCUGAGAUUUCUCCGGACCUGUCCGCAUCGCUGCACAGACUGGCCGCACUUCAGGGCGCUCUUUGGCUGUCAAGGAACCAGCUGCAUGAUGUCCACAAUCUGUUUCGGUUUUUAACUUCCUGUCCUGACGUUUCUUCUGGUGCUUUAAACGAGCAGCUGACGGUGCUGAUCAGGUCUUGGAGAGCGCCUGAUGAGAGCACUGAUCGUCACACCGCACAGACGGCUCAGCACCUUAAGGAUGUUCUGUGCACGUCUGCUGCUUUCUUACAAGGUAUUAUUGCAAUGGAUACAGGAGAUCUUUUGAAUGCUGUUGAUUUCCUUCAUGAAGCGGCAAGAAGCCAGUGCUCCAAUAGGAUUUUGGCUGAGAUAUACACUUGCCUGGGAUGCUGUUUUCACAAGAUGACAAGGUAUCAGACUGCUCUUCAGUACUGGAAGCAAGCUCUGCAGGCAGAUUUCAGAUGCUUGUCAGGUCUGUACCUCAGCUCUCAGGUGUACAAGCACAUGGGCAAGACGGAUGCUGAGCUGGACGCUCUGUGUUUGCUUCAUAAGGCUUUGAAAGGACAUAAGGAGGAACCAUCCUUUGCUGAAACUCAUUUCCUUGUAAGAACUGAACUUAUAUGUAAUAUCUCUAGUCUGACCAGCUGUGUUCGGGCUCCAACUUGCUGGGAAGUGAAGUACUUAAUCGCAAACCGCUGCCUCCAAAUCCGACGGACGGAAGAUGCUGUUGAACAUUACUUGGAUCUUCUUGCAGCUUUCCAGGAUGGAACUCACAAGGAUGGUUUGUUUCCUAGUCCUGCUCCCCUCCCUAGGAUUCCUCAGGUGUUUUUAGAGACAGCAGCAGCUCUCAUAGAGGAGAAGAGGUACCAAGAUGCCAUGACAGUGAUUGAGGAAGUCAUCAGUAGAACCAGAGAUGUCAUCCCAGAAAGACUCACUUUAGAGAGAAGAGGGCAAGACCAGAUGUCAUGUAAGGUGGAACAGCUGAACUACAUCUUGUGGGCUGCAUCUGCUCACUUGUUGCAGGGACGUAUCCAGGAGCUACUGAGAGACAGCAAGGAGGCCGUAUCAGAGUUCACAAGAUGUAUCAAUCUAUUGCUGAAGAUCCAAGUCAUAAACUCUGAAAAUGAAGAUACGAUGGACAAAUCCUCUAUUGAGCACUGUGAUAAAGAUUUAGUCACCUUAGAUGUCAUGAAAGCCUCAGCCUUCCUGAGGAGAGGUCACCAAUUCCUACAACUAGGGAAACAAAAGGAGGCUCUGCUGAAUGUGCAGCUCGGCCUGCAAGCGAUGCCAGGUGAGAUACCAUUUCCAGGAGCAGCUGUCUCUCUGCUCAGCAUCUUAUGGACAAUGGACAGGAAAAGUGAAGCUGUGUCUUACUGGAAGAAAUUUCAGAACAACCAGACUUCCUCAUCUGAAGAGUGGGAGGCGGUAAAACGAGCGCUUCCCCUAUACUUGGUUUUACAUGUUAACUAUGGUUUCCCAGCGGAGAGUCUCUUGAUGAAUGAAUUACAAGGAUAUUUAGAGAACAAUACAGAAGAAAUGCAGAUUGAUAAUGACUCCUAGCAGCAGCAGACUGUCUGUCUUUAUUCGGACAAAUAUUGAUCUAAAUGUGUCUGCCAAUCCAAUUAAACACGGAAGAUAGGGCCAGCUGAGAAACUGAGAGGCGCCCGGUAAAGAUUGAAUACGAUGAGGUUGGAAAAAAAAUGCAUUAGUAAUCUGGAAGAAACAAGAGUGCAGUGGAACAGGAUGAGUGACAGAACUCUCAAACUUUAGAAAAGAAGAUUCCUGUAAGAAAAACUGACCGCUAUUUAUUGUUCUAUGGAUUAAUGUUAAAAUGUGUUUCUUAUGGGAAACGGAUCACUUACAUCCCAAGUUUAAAUAUGUUACUACGUAUAAGAUUUACUGUAUAUAUUGCCAGUAUCCAAAUGAAUAAAAAUAUAACUAGCGUUUUAUUAAGGA